AUGAGUCAAAAUAUGAAUUUUACAUAAAAUCUACGUUAUGGGUCUUUUAUAAGAAUUGGUGGAAAAGGAAACAACGCAACUAAAGGUAUUAUAACUUCCAAAGGGUAACACCAUCAAAAUAUUGAUCUCUUAGUUUUUUCGAUCAUGCUGUUUACUUCUAAACUUAUGAAGAUAUGGAUGAUAUCAAUAAUUUUAGGGAUGGAAUAUUUCAAAUAUUGCCGAGAGGAAGUUUUGAAAUUCAUGAUGAAUAUUUGAAAGGAAUGUAAGCAGAGUGUUUUAAAUUUAUUUAGGGAUAAAUCACCAAGUUUAUAAUAAAGGAUGAAAUCCGAAAAAGAGUAAUAUUUCAAUAUGAUUGAUAAUAAAAUGAAUGAGGAAGUUUAUUUCAGGUAUUGAUUUAAAAAAUAUAAUUUAUUUAGUUCAGAAGUAAUAUUUUAGCAUGUAGAAUCCGGAUAGUAUUUGGCCUGUUCUGAAGAAUGUAGUGAUUCAAGAAGUGAUAGUUUUGGUCUUAGACUUCAGUAAUUUUUAUCAAGCAGAAUCAUUUUUAAAAUGGAGCCUAGCAAAAGUUAUUAAUAAACAGGAAGGCCCAUAAUUUCUAAACAGUCUGUAAAAAUCUAAUCAGAUAUAAAUAAAUUUUGGAUUGAUAAAAAUAUGAGAUAGCCAGUUCAAUUAGAUCAUAAAUCAACUUAAGCUGGUUUGAAAGUGUAAUUGAAAGCAUUAUAAGAAGAUUCUCAUAGAUAUGAAUUAAUUGUUAGUCAUUAUUCUGAUAGCGAAUGGAAAAUAUAAUUAUAUGAUAAUUAUGAAAAACAUCAACUUAACAAAUUAAAAUUAAAAACCAAUGAAGUUGUUACUUUUAAAUGUCCUAAAACUGAGACAUAUUUAGGAGCAGACUUAUAAAAUAAUUAAAUUGUUCUUAAACCAACCUUACACAAUCAAUAAAUUCCUGUUGAAUGUCUAUGGGAGUUGUAAUUUUAAGAUAAGAUUAUAAGUGAAUUUCCAACAAUUACAUUGUAACCUAGAACUUUGGCCUAAAUACGUCAUUCAUUUUUAGGAUAAAACAAUGUAUUGUUUCCUGGAAAUCAAAUGAAUUAAUAGUAUAAUUAAAAAAAUGCUACAGAAUAGAAUUAAUAAUUUAAUAAUUAGUAAAAAUUUAAAAAAAAUCUAUCCAAAUAGUUAAGAUUAAGACAUGUUAUAACCGGUAAAUUAUUAUUUUGUUAAGACUUAUUUGAUGCUGAUGAUUGUUUUCCUGCAAUUUUAUCUGAUGAUUCGUGCACUAUUGGUUUACAAUUAGCCAAUAGGUAUGAAAGAGAAUUUAUUGAUUCAUCUUAUGUUAAUUUAGUAAGAGAUGAUAACGUUUUAGCAUCUAUAACAACAAAAUAAUCAAUGAAAACAUCAAGUGAUGUAAGAAUUAAAAAAUCAGAAAAAAUACAAGGAACUGAAGGGUUUUAUAAAUAACUUAAUUAAGAGCAAAGCACUGUUAAAUGUGGUUUUCGAGAUAGAGCGUUUGGUAAACCAUUUAUUAUUCACAGAGUCAAAUAAUCAUUUUUUAAAUUAGUCUUAUAGCCAUUUUCAGCCUAUGAUUUAAUGCUAAACUUUGUUUAUUAACUUUAAUAAAACCCUUUAAAUUUUUCUUAUGUUAUUUCUCCAGAAAGAAUGUAUGAAAUUUAAUUUUUAUUGAAUCGCUUACAUGAAUAUCUUAUGGAUAAAAUUGAUAUUAGUGAUGAAAAUUUAGAUGAUUUACCUAUUUUUGAAAGAUAAAUAAUACUUAAAGAGCUCUAUUUUACUGAAAUAUUGGUAGAAUUGCUUUACUAUUUAUGUUAUAAAAAAGGAACUAAAAAAUUAUAAAUUUGGAGAAAAUAAAAAGAGCAAAUCCAAAUGAUUUUUUAAUCAGCUUAUUAACUCAUGACUAAAUUAAUCUAAAAUAAUAUUGUAACAAAGCUUUAUGUUUCAUAAUGGCUUGAGAUGUUCUUACAUCAAUAUAUGAGUUUAAGCUAACCUGCUAUUCAAUCUUUUAUAUCUGAAAUGUUAGAUAAUAAUAGGGAAGCAAUUUAAAAAUUCUUAACUGAAAAUAUAAUCAAAAAACUUAUAGAGUUAAUUAUGUAAUAGUCACCUCAUGAUAAAUAUCUAAAGAUUCUAAAUGCUAUCUGUGUUUCAAGUAAUUAAGCUAUAAGAGAAAAUUAAAGAUUAGUACUUGAAAACUUUUUUAAAGUAGCCCCACCAAGUAUGUUAUUUUAUUUUUUAAUUUAGAUUUUAAAUUUGCAUUUAAGAUUAAAUAAGGUCAUAUAUUCAUUUAAUCUGCUGAAUAAUUAACUUAUUCAAGGUGGCAAAAUUUAGAGCAAUUCUACAAAUCAAGUGUAAUGAAUGAUAAUUUAGAAUAUUGGAAUUAUUUUAUUAGCUAUUUUGAUUUAUUAGGAGAUGUAGCUAUGAAUAGAUUUUUAUAAGCCAAAGAGUUUAUUGAUGAGAAUUAUUCUUUAGAAAUAUUCUGUAAGAUAUUACAUGAAGCUCAAUCUUUUCAUAUGUUCAACUUGAUGAAACCUUUCUUAAAAUUAAUAAGAUAUGCCUAUAUAGAUACUCCGCCUUUUUAAAAAUUUAAAAAAUUAAGAGUAAUCUAAUUUAAAGAUUUACAUGGGAAUUUUAUAGAUCAUUCUACUAUGUUACCAAAAACAAGUCCAUUACUAGAUGUAAUGGGUUUUCUAUUAUAAUAAUUAGAAAAAAUAGAUCUAUUACAUAAUAAUAUUGAAUACUCAAAAAAUUUAUAAUCGGUGUUGCAAUUACUUAAAUGUUCAAUCGAAAUGCAGUUUUGGGUUGAUAUGGAUUAGAUAAAAGUAAUAUUAACUGCUAUGUAUAAUAUUUGUUCAAGCAUUAAGAAUUUUAAUAUGAAUAGAGAUUAAAUUGAAACUCCAAAUCCUUAAUCUAGCUCAAAUAAUAGUAUUCAUUUAAGUAAAAUUUAUCUAACAGAGGAGAAAGAAACUCAUAUACAUAAAAAAAUAAAAUCUACCAGAUUAAAUGAGACAAAUAAUAUAUUUAUGACAUGCAAACAACUAGCUUGCGAAAUUAUAAAUACAAUAUUUGAUUUAGAAAAUAAUAUUAGAGUGUUUAUGUGCUCUAAAUCUUUUAAAGAAUAACUAUUAUAAUUAGAAUUAGUUGAUCCUAAUUUAGCUAAUAUUAAUAACAAUCCAUAGAAUGCUAAGCAAAGUAAUAUUCUUGAUAAAUUGCCAAAAAAUAACUAAGCAAUCCUACAAGUAAUAUAAUAAAAAUUCAAGAAUUAAAUUGUUUCUGAAGAAAAAAGCUUAUAUGAUAUCACUAAUUGGAUUAAUUAAUUUCGAUAAAUAGUCACAGAGAGAUCGUUAUCUAACUUUGAGAAUUUUGAAUUAAUAUUUGCAGAAUUAUCAUUUUAUGAAAAUCUAUAUCUACCAAAAUAUUCCUUAGAAAUUUUAUCAAGAGCAUAUGGCUAAAGAAAAGAAUUAAUUUAAAAUUUUGAAAAGGUUAUAAUAGUUGUUUCUGGAAAAACUUUAGAAUUAAGUUAGUUAACAAAAUAAAUCAUGAAGAAAUUAGAUAUUUUAUAUUAGUAUGAAUUUUACACAAUGUAUAAAGAAACAAGUAAUAAUAUAAGAACAAGUUUGAUUUGGUAUCAUUCAAAUGAGCACUAGAAGGCUGGUUUAAUAUAAAAUCUAUUUCAAUUAGGAUUGUAUUUAAAGAAAGACUUUGAUAAAGGAAGGUCUUUAAAUCCAUUAAAUUUUGAAGAUUAUAAACCAGAUAACAAUUCCACAAUUGCAUUUUGCGAAAGAGAAUAAAAUUAUAAGCUCCAUUAAGCAAUUUUGAUGGCUGAACAAAUUCACGUGCCUUUAUUAAACUUUAUAUAAAAAUUUAAUAUAGAUUAUCCAACUAUCUAUUGGAAACUUUUACAUUCAAUCUAUGAUUUUCUAACGAUUCUUAUUUGGAAUAAUUCUGAGAAUAAAUAAGUAAUAAUGAAUAAUAAAUAAUUGAUUCAAAGCUUAGAACAACAUCUAAAAUUUAAUAUUGGAACUAUUGAUUUUCUAAAAGCUUUAUAUGCAGAUAAUAAAGCAUUACUUUAUAGUGAGAGGGAAAUGACAUUUAUAUUGCAGUCUGUUGUACCUGUAUGCAAUGAUCUAUCUAUCAAUAAUUAUUUUAAAUCAAAAACAUUAGAUUUCAUAAAAGCUCUAUUAUUAUCUAAUUCAAAUUACAUUACAUCUAAUUAAACAUAGAUUCUUUAAAAAUUGCAAGAAAAAUAGUUCAACAAAAUAAUUUUGCUUUUCAAUAUUUAUAGUGAAUAAACCCCGAUAUCCCCAGAAGAGAAUAGUUUUAGUGAUAUCACUUCAUCUUAAGAUGGAUAAACAGACUCAGAAACCGUUAUAACAGAAGAAUUAUUUAAAAAGUGGAUAGAAGAUUAUCAAAAGGGUUAUGAAAAUAUUGGCUAUGGAUUUCAUGAACUCUAUAUUUCGCCAGAAUUAACAUAUCUUUACAGUUUUUUUGCUGUGUUCAGCUAACUAGUUGAAGAAAAACACCAAAUUAAUAUAAAAAAAUGUUUGAAAAUUCAUAAAUUUCAUGACUUAGUAGUCCUAUUAUAUUAGGCUUAGGAUUGCUGGCCUUUAAAAAGACAUCUUCGAGCUUAUAUCAAUCGUUUAUAUUAUAUUAAAGCAAGCGAUAACUUUGAUCUUAUUAUCAAAAUCGAUUUGCUUACUAUAAUUGAUGAUUUAUAAAAAAUUAUAGACUAUUUAAUAUUGCCCCAACAUUCAUAUAUGGCAAUGACAAUUAUUAAAGCCCCUAUUAGAUAUAAAUAUUUAAUGAGUUAUAUUUAUUUAAAUUUGGAAGAAAUUUUAAUAUCAUUAAAUAGUCUGUUUUUAAAUGAAUCGUUCCUUGAAUAUUUAGAAGAAUUAAUACUUUUCAAUUAAUAGAAUUAAAUAUAUAAAUUACAUUUCUAAUUAUUUGAAAUUUGUUAAAAACUAUUAAUAAUAGAGAAAAUCUAUGUUAAGGAAAAUUUGGGGCAUUUAUGUUAAUUGUUAUUAGAUGUGUUUUAAAGUAUUAUUUCAGGGUUUGACACUAAAGUGCUUUUAAUGAGAGAAAGUUUAUAUUUAAGCAUGGUAGAAGAAAUGCUAAUUUUUUCGCACCUUAAAUUGCAAAAUCAAUAGGAUCUAACAAAAACUUAAAUAAAUAAACUGUAUUAAAUUUAAAGAAACCGAGAAAUAUAUAAAUAAUUGUUAUAAAAUAGUAAUGAUUAAUCUGUUAAAUAAUAUUUAGUUCACUAAGUAUUUAGCUUAGAUUAAUAAUUUAUGAAAGAAACUAAAUUACAAAAUACUUUAGAAUUUUGGAAAACCUAAUCGAAAAAUAAAAAUAAAUCAUCUAAAUCAGACAUGAAUGAUUUAAUCAAUCAUAAAUUGAGACGAAUUAUGAAUAAUUGGAGCUUUAUUCCAUAAUUUUCAUAGUUCUUGGAUGAAGAAUUUUAUGAAGUUUGCAAUAAAUUAUCUUAAAUUGGUAAACAAUCUUAAGAUGCCUAUUAGACUAAAUAUGAAGUCACAACACUGUAAGAUUUUAUAUAAAAUAUUAUUUCAAUUUGUGCUAACACGAGAGAAUAGCAAUUUUCUGAUGAUAUAAGAAUUUUCUUUUUAAGAUUGUUAAGCAGAUUAAUUACAGAAAAGAAUCUUAGUAAUAAAUAAAAAAUGGUUGAGGUUGACCUUUGGACAAGUGAAUUUUGGAUUGAUUAUAAAUAAGAAAUAAAUCAUGCCUAAAAUCUACUAACAAAAUGUGGAGCUUAAGAUUUGAUCUUAUUAAUUUUAUCAGAAAGCUUUUUAGAAAUUAAUUUAACUUUGUUAAAUGAAUGUCUCUUAUUUUCAAUUGCAUUUUUGUUAGGAGGUAACACUUAAGCCUAAAACGCUAUUCUAGAAAAAUUAAAAUAAGAUUCACAAAAUUAAAUAUUAAUAAAUAUUAAAAUUAUUAUAACUAAACUAACUAAAGUUAUUAAUAAUAACUUCUCUAUGGUUACCCAUCACAAUACUAAAGGUUGUGAUUUUAUUUAAACUGUUGACAAUUUCGACUUCUAUAAUACUCAUACUAAAGUAAUGCAAAGAGUGAAUGUAGUUGAUCCUGAUGAUUAUAAGGAAACUAAUUUUAAAAAGCAGUGCUUGGAUGUAUUAUGUAGAUUCUUUAGAGUGAUGCAAUUACUUUGUGAAAAUAAUAAUAGUGAAAUGAAAGAAUUUUUUAGAAGAUAAACUGAUGAGGUAUAUUGAUACUUUAAUUAAUUUUAGUAAAAUAUUACAAGAAUAAAUUCUAUUAAUUUCAUUGAAUUUACAAGUGUAUAAUUAAGAGCAUAUUUAAAAAUAUUAUCUAGAGCUAUCAUUAUCAUACCAGCUUCUAUCCUUGAUUUCAUUAAUGAAGUAAUUCAAUUACCAUGUAUUGAAAACUAAAUAACUCUAUGCCACACAACUUUUUUCGAAGAUGUCAGUAACAUGGCCCAUUUUUUUACUAAUAAAUCUAAUCAGCUAUAAAGAUUGUUUGAUACUGAAGAUGAUUUGUAAGAAUUGUAAGAAUUGUUUAAUAAAAUUCUUCAGACUGUAUUAUUAGUAUUAGAAGGGAAUGAAGAAAAGAUUUAUAAAGAUAUCUAGAAUAAAUUAGAAGCUUCAUUUCUAAUUAGCUUUUUAAGUUUGAGUUUUGAGCAACUUAAUAUUGAAAAUAUAAAUGAUCUAGAAAUGUAUUAAUUCAUUAAGAAUUAAUUAUAGUUAUUUAUUAUAAUAAGAUAAGAUAUUUAAUUCAGACAUGCUUCGAAUAUUAAAUGUUUGUAUCAUUGAACAAAAAAUGGCAUCUUAUCAGUAGAGUAGAUGGAUCUAAUAAUUUCAUGAACAAUUAAGUGUAAAUCCUACAAUAAAAGAUAUUUAUGAUAAUUUAAUUGUUUUAGUAUCAAAUAUUUUAUAAAAUAGAUUCACCAUAUAGAAAUAGUAUAUGAAGGUAAAUCGAUGACGGUGUUUUUUCCUUAUCAUCAACUUUUUAAUUUAUUAUCUGAAUAAUCAAAAUAAGAUUUACUAUUUUAAAUAAAUAGGGAAACUUAAAGAGAUAAAUUAUUGGGUCUACUCAGUGCAACAAAUAUUUUAUUUUAUGAAUUAGAACAUAAUUAUAAAUUAAAUCAUUAUAGAAUUCCCAUAACUUAGAAUAAUUUGAAUGUAAUGUAAAAUUUAUCCUCCAUCCUUGCUUUGCUGAUAAAUUUAUCAAUGGUAUUUUUUUAUAUAACAAAAAUAGAUCUUUUUCUAUACAGUUGUUGUAAAAGGUAAUACUUAUUUAUUAACCUCGACAUUAUAUAACUCAUUAAUAAUAAAGAUGCUAUCUGUAAGUUAACUUUUUUCAUAAAUUAUUCUAUUUAUAAUGGUUAGCUUUCAAAGAAUUCCCAUUUACUUGAAAAAAAAUAGCAAAGGAAAUGAUAAACUGAGUCUUCUAUUAGUAAUAAUUCAAGAGGAUACUUGUUUAUUAUUGUUUCUUUUAGUAUUAUUAUCCUUUUUUGGAGCAUUUAUAAAUAGCACAGUAUUUGUUAUUCAUCUUGUUGAAAUAUUUAGCAGGGUCACUAUUUUAAAAAAUGUGUUCUAAGCUAUUAGUUAUAAUGCUAAGCAAUUAUUAGUUGUCGCCUUCUUGGGAGUUCUUUUUGUAUUUGCCUUUUCAGUUAUAAGUUUUAGUGUUUAUUUUGAUGAUAUUUAUUAAGAGGAAUAGACUGAAACAUGUGAUUCUCUAAUUACAUGUAUGAUAACCCUUAUAACUUCAGGAGUAAUAGGAAAUAGUAUGAUUAAUUGGGAUCCAUUAAAAUUCUUCUUUGAUAUGCUUUUUACUGUCUUUUUUGGAUUGCUUUUUACAAAUAUUGUCUAAGGUAUAAUGAUCGAUACUUUUGCAGAGUUAAGAGAUUAAAGACAAAAAAUUGAAGAAGAUAUCAAAAAUAGGUGUUUUAUCUGCGCAGCCUAAAGAGGUGAGUUAGAAAAUAAAAAUUAAUCGUUUGAAUAGCACAUAUAAGAUAAACACCUAAUUUGGAAUUAUGUAUUUUAUGUUAAAUGUUUGUGGUUAAAGGAAUGGACUGAAUAUACAGGAUUAGAAUAUUGGAUUUAUGAAAAAAUAAAAUAAGAUGAUACUAGUUGGUUUCCAGAAUCAGUUAUUGAUGGAAAAAAUAUAACUGAAAGAUUAGAUUAAAUAGAAAGCCUUUUAUCAUAAGUAAUUGUAUGUUAAGAGAAUAAUUCCUGA
Messenger RNA from Paramecium sonneborni, 8226 nucleotides. The record is from the annotation of a GenBank genome assembly. Lineage: Eukaryota; Ciliophora; Oligohymenophorea; Peniculida; Parameciidae.